AUGCGGACUGGUGUUUUGUGGAGGACGAAACGUGCCAGUCAUCCAACUGGGGCUAUUGUGCUCCGGUCACGGAGCAGGGAUGUGAAUGCCAGCAGUCGUGGUCGCAUGGUGGCUCCACUUGCUCGUCAUACUGCUGCAAUCCGGACAAUGACGUUGCGAACUGGUGUUACGUGGCGCUUGAGAAUUGCCAGGGAGCCUCCUGGGGAUACUGCAGAUCUUCCAUGGUUGCCACCAACGACCCAGUCGAGCUCUGUUAGGCUGACAACUAGCAGCUGUGCGUGCUUGCGAUCCUGGACAUAUGCUGAAUAUGAGCCAUGCUUUGAUUACUGCUGCAAUCCCGAUGGCGAUGCUUCCGAGUGGUGCUUUGUGGUCAAUGCAAGCUGCCAAGGCUCCACCUGGGGUUAUUGUGGAGGCGAAGACCUAACUACAGAGACCACAACAUCUGGGACAGGAGUUCUGCCUUCCACUCUGGGGGGCUGCUCUUGCCUGCAGUACUGGUCACUGGCCGGACUUGAUCCGUGUGCUACGUACUGCUGCAACCCGGACGGUGACACGGGUCUGUGGUGCUUUGUUGCUGACGUCACCUGCGAGGGUGCCAAUUGGGGUUAUUGUUCGAGCAACGCAACUAUCUCGCAUACUCCUACCAGUCCUACCACCUCUUUGACAUCGGGGCAGCGAUUCACCGUGGAGGGUUGCCAUUGUCAAGACUCUUGGGCCCUGCAAGGCUAUGCUCCUUGCUCAGGGUCUUGCUGCAAUCCCAACAACGACACGGGCGACUGGUGUUUAGUUUGGGAUCCAAACUGUCAAGGGUCAUCAUGGGGCUACUGCAUAGAUGGAAGUGUGACCACAACUGGUGGCUCACUGGCCCCGAGGAGCACCACGGAAGGAUGUGCCUGCAAGCAGUUCUGGUCUUGGGCAAACCAUGAUCCAUGCUUGACGCAUUGCUGCAAUCCUGAUGGCGAUGUGGCCAACUGGUGCAUUGUUGUUGACGAAGCUUGCCAAGGUACAAGCUGGGGAUACUGUGCAGCUGCAACAACUUCGCAUGAAGGCAACACGACUUCAGCGUAUGUUGCUGCAGGCAGAGCCACUACCACCGGAUGUGCGUGCAAGACCGAUUGGUUUUGGCAAGGACAACACUGCAUGCAGUCAUGCUGCAAGGUUGGUGGCGACGUGGCAGACUGGUGCUUUGUGGUUGACAGUCUAUGCCAGGGUGGCAGCUGGGGAUACUGCUCGGAGGAGUUGCUGGGAGCUUCUGCCGUCACAACUACAACUGCGGUGGCAGUUUCGACAGCAACGGCGACAGUGACUGCGAUGCUUACAGGCACACAAACGACUUCGUCCAGCGUCACCUGGACAGCCACGUCACUCACCGCAACGACUUCGUCUAGUGCCACCUGGUCAGCAACGUCAGCGACUGCAACUGCAACGACUCACAUCUCCACCGGAACAUCUAUCCUAACGUUGAGUGCAACUACCUCUGCAACCACCACCAGCUUCACCGCAACGUCUAUCCUCACCUCUGCAACGACCAGCAGCUUCACCGGAACAUCGUUCCUCACGUCGAGCUCUGCAACGACCAGCAGCUCCGCCAGAACAUCUAUCCUCUCGUCGAGCGCAACAAGCUCUGCAACGUCGAGUGCAACUAGCACUAGCUCAGCCAUGUGGACAUCGAGCACGACAAGCAGCGCCACCCCAACCAAGCUCGACAACACAAGCUCCACUACCCCAGCAUCCUCCUCGAGCGAGGGCAGCAGCCCGUCCGUAACAGUGGACCUGCAGCUUCCUUCAACCACUAUCAGUUCCGUAUUCAGCAUCACAGGUUCAAUGACACUUUCACUCUCAGAUUGCGGCGGCUUCAUCAGCGAGCCUGGCAGUCAAGCAGCCGUGGAGGAAGCCCUGGCGACGCUAUCGGGCACUUCUGCACCAGCCGUGAGCGCUGUGUUGAGCUGCUCGCGUCGCCUGAAGCUCCAAGAACGCCGGUUGCAAGAAAUCGUCAGCGUGGCCUAUAGCAUCGGCUUGGGAAGCUUGGAGGAAGCCGCCAAGCCACUGGCUGCCUUGGGAAGCCUCAAUGCAGGGACCAUGACCGCAGUGCUUCAAAGCUCUCUGGCCGCGGCCGACAUCACGGUCCAAGUUGCUGUGAUCAGUGUGACUGCGCCCCAGAUGGAAGUGCCGGAGACGAGCGGGUCGACGACGGAGAGCGUCCAGGGCCUUCGAACCUCCGACUCUUCCAAGGUCAUGCGCUUGCCUGGCAUGUGGACACUGCUCAUCGCCAUGAUCAGUGCUCAUUGA
This is a messenger RNA of Symbiodinium natans, 2289 nucleotides long. The record is from the annotation of a GenBank genome assembly. NCBI's taxonomy places the organism in Eukaryota, Dinophyceae, Suessiales, Symbiodiniaceae.